Condylostylus longicornis is the source of this 658-nucleotide messenger RNA. It is a transcript of the gene UK114, whose product is annotated as rutC family protein UK114. The record is from RefSeq and is a predicted model, not a curated record. Lineage: Eukaryota; Metazoa; Arthropoda; Insecta; Diptera; Dolichopodidae. Gene Ontology annotation, cellular component: cytosol. The transcript is spliced from 3 exons. The coding region runs from base 85 to 504 and encodes 139 amino acids. Gene Ontology annotation, molecular function: deaminase activity.
UUUUGGGUAUGAUUAAGUCAAUUUUGUAAAUAAAUAACAAAAUUUUUAUUUUAAGUAUUAGUAGGUGACAAGUGAUAGACCGAAAUGGCUGAAAUUAUUAGAAAACUUAUUAGUACUUCUAAAGCAGCAAAGCCUGUUGCGCCUUAUAAUCAAGCUGUUGUUGUUGAUCGAACAGUUUAUGUAUCGGGAUGUUUAGGUUUAGAUAAGGAAACUAAGCAAUUAGUUGUUGGUGGCGCAGCAGAGCAAACCCGGCAAGCCUUACAAAAUUUAAUUGUUACAUUAGAAGCUGCUGGAUCAGGUGUUGAUAAAAUUAUCAAAAAUACAAUUUUCGUUAAGGAUUUAAAUGAUUUUGGAACUGUUAAUGAUGAAUACAAAAAAGUAUUCACUUCACACUUUCCGGCACGAUCAUGUGUUCAAGUAGCUCGUUUACCUAUGGAUGCCUUGGUUGAGAUCGAAAGUAUUGCAUUGACUGGUAAAGUGAAAACGGAAACAAUAUCGGAUUGACUAACCGACAAUGAAAGUAAUAAUGACAAUUGCCGUUCAUCAAAACUGUAAAAUUUUUAAAUCAUAAUUCAAUGUGAUUUAAUUUUAGCCUAUGCGCAUAAUAUGUAGUCUAUAAUGAAGAAUAUUAAUAAAUGAUAGCAAAUGAAAUUAAAGU